AUGUUCAUCGAUGAGCUCCCUGCAAGCUCGAUAAUUCAGAAGAGGUUUGGAACUAUGUGGAUGCAGACUUUAACUGAGUAUGGGAGACUAGCAAGCCUCUUCGAAAACUGCUACUGCUUCGUUCCACGCUUUGCGAAAUCUCAAGGGUUGGUGUUGGGUGCUGCCUUUACAGCCGACAAAGGCCAAUGGCUACGUGCAAGUGUCCUGGCGCGGGGUCAACAAGGUGGUGGUGUUACAGGAGCUGGCCCUCUGGGCCAAUGA
Molecule: messenger RNA, 261 nt
Organism: Penicillium subrubescens
Lineage: Eukaryota; Fungi; Ascomycota; Eurotiomycetes; Eurotiales; Aspergillaceae
Exons: 1
Coding region: 1-261 (86 amino acids)
Source: RefSeq, a predicted model, not a curated record